Messenger RNA from Dichotomopilus funicola, 1998 nucleotides. RefSeq names its product MFS general substrate transporter-like protein. The record is from RefSeq and is a predicted model, not a curated record. NCBI's taxonomy places the organism in Eukaryota, Fungi, Ascomycota, Sordariomycetes, Sordariales, Chaetomiaceae. The transcript is spliced from 2 exons. Gene Ontology annotation, molecular function: transmembrane transporter activity. Gene Ontology annotation, biological process: transmembrane transport. The coding region runs from base 1 to 1998 and encodes 665 amino acids.
AUGGUGCAGCCAACCAACGCCGCAGCGCACGCCGCGGCCGCAGACACGUUAAACCCACCACAGCCAAAACUUCCGCCACUCCGCCGAUCUCGCGCAUCUGGUUCUUUUCACGCUGGAGAGCCCUUUCCCAUCACGUCCCCAUUUGACGAUUCUCUCGCAAACUGCAGCCGAACACGAAAGCGCUCUGCCGGCGACACUCACUACCACCCCCUCCGUCGGCAGUCGACCGCAAAAUACCAUACUUUCCCGACACCGCCUCCCCCCGCACCUUCCGAUAGUCGACGGUCUCCCCGAUCGCCCCGAGCUUGGUACAGGCGCAUUUUCCACCCCCACAGCGGGACACCGGAUCUUGAGGAUGGGGAGGAGUCAGGCAAUAUUGCUGGGGGGUUGACAAGCCCCGGCUUCGAUGAGGAGAGAGAAAGGCCAGCGUCAAGGCGAAGCCAUAGGGAUCAAUCCUCGGACGAAGAUGAAGAAGCUCCACACCACACCACAACCCCUUUACCAUGGGGCCAACUGGGUCUCCUGGCAUUGCUCUCGCUUGCCGAACAAACGGCACUGAAUUCGAUCGGCCCAUACCUCCCGACUAUGGUCGCGUCGUUUGAGGAUGUUCCGGAUGGAGACGAGGGUGUCUACGUUGGCCUCCUUGCCUCUGCCUUUGCGCUCGCCCAGCUCGCGACGAAUCUGCUAUGGGGCUACAUGUCCGACCGUGUAGGGCGCAAGCCAACCAUGCUGCUAGGCACAUCGCUUCUCACAGUUUGUUUUGUCUUCUUUGGUUUGUGCAACACAUAUUCCCAGUUGAUUCUUGUUCAUGUGGCCAUGGGGCUGUUCAAUGGAAACGCGGCCAUUGUCCCAACGUGCUUGGGCGAGGUCACAGAUCGCACCAAUCAAAGUAGCGCCUUUAUCUGGUUGCCCGUCAUUUACAGCCUCGGCAGUAUCACGGGGCCAGCGUUGGGCGGUUUGCUAGUUGGGGCGGUUGGAGGUGCCCGGCAUCCAUUCCUCGCCCCGAACCUUGUGGUUGCUGCGCUCCUGCUUUCCAGCGUCGCGGUUAUGGGUGUCUGGUUUGAAGAGACGCUUCAGGGAUCUGGCCCUAAUGCCACGAGCGAGGGCCUCGGUUGGUUACAGGCUGUGCGCAGGUGGUGCCUUGGGCGGUGGGGGGCCGUGAUGGGCCGCUCCGACGACACCGCCCCCUCUGAUCUUGGAACCGAACAGGAGACGCUUCUACAAAGGCACGCCGCCGAUGAUGGCGACGAUGAUGGCGACGAUUCGGCAUUCCACGGGCUCAGGAACCGCAACACGCUCUCCGUCCUGGGGACCUACCUGGUUUUUCAACUCGCUAACAUAUCCUUCAACUCGCUCUAUCCCAUCUUCGCGUCCUCUCCUCCACCCACCGGCCGUGAUCUUGGUCCUGGGACGAUUGGGGUCAGUCUUUCUCUGGCCGGUCUCGUGACAAUUUUCUUCCAAGUUUUCGUCUUCCAAAAGCUAAAGGAGAGAAUGGGAAACUUGGGAACAUACCGCUACUCGAUGCUCGGUCUGGCUAUUAGCAUGUUUCUGAUGCCCUGGCUGGGUUAUCUUGACGGUGAACCAGCAUUUGGGCUGGGCUCGGGGAAGGGCUGGCUCUACGGCGAACUGGGAAUCAUCUUGGUUCUUAAAAAUACAUGUGCGGUUGGGGGGUUGAGCAGCGUCAUGCUUCUGAUCACUAAUUCUGCACCGUCACACGAGACGCUCGGUACGCUCAACGGUAUCGCUCAAACCCUCUCGGCCGCUGGUCGUAGUAUCGGACCGUUUUUGUCCGGGGGCCUUUUUACCCUGUCGACACAUGUGACUCCAAAGGGCGAGGCACUGGCUUGGGGGCUUUUCGCUGGCAUCACCGUUUUAGGCUGGCUCAGUACGUUUCUUAUUCGCAACAAGGGUCUUGAAAGUGCGGGGUGGACAGGCGAUGGCGUGGAUGGCGAAGCUACUGACCAGUCGGAGUACGAGGAGGAAGGGACUGAAAGGUGA